This is a messenger RNA of Lottia gigantea (owl limpet), 2451 nucleotides long. RefSeq lists its product as hypothetical. The record is from RefSeq and is a predicted model, not a curated record. Gene Ontology annotation, molecular function: hydrolase activity, acting on carbon-nitrogen (but not peptide) bonds, in linear amides. The coding region runs from base 63 to 1634 and encodes 523 amino acids. Lineage: Eukaryota; Metazoa; Mollusca; Gastropoda; Lottiidae. The transcript has 3 exons.
GUGUGGUGGUCUUUGGUCUAUAUUUUUCAGCAGUGGAGCUCCAUACAAUCCUAAGAUUCAAUAUGGAUCGAACAGUUUUACUUUUUGUUGUAUUGGGAUUUCUUUCGUUAGCUUGUAAUAUUGAGUGCUACUCGAGAAACAAAUUCAAAGCUGCUGUAUAUGAACAUUCCUUGAUCAUCCCACCAAAUAGAACUAGUGUAGCUUCGAGAUAUCACGCCCUGGCAGACGUUAUGGUGAAUCUAAAAAUCUACGAUCAACAAGCAAAGUUUGCCGCUUCACAGGAUGUUGAUAUAUUGGUAUUUCCAGAAGAUGGUCUGUAUGGUUAUAAGUUUAACAGAAAAUCUAUCAAACCCUACUUAGAAGAAAUUCCAGAUCCACGAAAAGAGGUUUGGAAUCCCUGUACUCAACCACGGCGAUACGCUGAUACUGAAAUUCAGAUCUAUCUAAGUUGUAUGGCAAUGAAUAACUCUAUGUAUAUUGUAGCUAAUAUGGGAAACAAGAAACGAUGCACCAGACGACACGAUCCAAGAUGUCCGUCAGAUGGUCAAUACCAAUUCAACACUAACGUAGUUUAUGCACCGAAUGGUAGACUAAUCGCAAGAUAUCACAAGCAAAACCUAUUUUAUGAAGAUCAAUUUGAUGUACCUAAAGAUGUCAAUUAUGCAACUUUCGAAACACCGUUCGGGAAGUUUGGCACCUUUACAUGUUUUGAUAUAUUAUUCAAAGAACCAGCGAUCACCCUAAUUGAGCAAUUUAAUGUUACUAACAUAGUGUUCCCAACAGCAUGGAUGGAUGCCCUUCCUCUGUUGUCUUCUAUACAGUUUCACUCAGCAUUUGCAGAAGGUAUGGGUGUCAACUUUCUGUCGGCAAAUAUUCACCUACCGCAUAAACGAUUCCAUGGCUCUGGUAUCUACACUCCAAAUGGUCCAAAGAAUUUCUACUAUAAUGAUGUGGGCUAUGGUGGUGGUAAAUUGGUCAUAUCGCAACUUGAUGUCAUCAGACAUCGUAAAAGACACCAAACUGCAUAUAACAAAGUUCCAAAACCACCUUCAAACCAAAGAUCUUUCCAAGCUGAACUUUUCAAAGAUAAAUUCAACUUUGUCGAGUUGAGAUCUAAUUCUGGCAGUGUAAGCGUCUGCCACAAUCGAUUGUGCUGCCAUGUUGAAUAUUCCAAUUACAAAAACAAUAAUGAACUCUAUGCAUUUGGUGCUUUUGAUGGACUUCAUACACAUGAAGGCAUGUAUUACCUUCAAAUAUGUACGCUGUUAAAAUGUGCAAAUCGAACGCGCCAAAGCUGUGGUAAGCCAACAAAACAGGCGUUUACCCAGUUUACAGAUUUGAAAAUGUAUGGAACAUUUGACACAAACUACGUUUACCCUGAAGUUCUAAAGAGUAGGACCAGAGAUGGACAGCUGACCCUGAGGUCAACUGGUUGGAGAUACAAUAAUGGUGUUCUUCAAGCCACGAGGAAGACGUCGAAUCCAGUAUUAUCGGCCUCCUUAUUUGGUAGAAUUUACUCACGUGAUAGGAUGCCACCUGGUUAUCACUUUUCUACUAAUAGUGGGGUGAUAACACAGAUCACUGUUUCUUCGUUGCUGAUGGUUAUACUGUCGGUAACGUCAGUCCUUUGGUAGGCAAUAUUCGUAAUUUCAGUCGAUGAUCAAGCUAUAUGUGGUUCUUUUCAUACUUUCAUCGUUCGCUUUUUAUCUCAUUACCUAACUAACUGCAAAGAUGGGGUCAUUGGUUGAUAUAGGUCAUUUUUCUGAAGAUGGCGGAUGACCUCCAUGUUCCAUUUUAUGAUUUUCAACACAAAGAGAAAAUAUCAAGUACGUUUGUGUUAUGGUGAUGGGCGAGAUAUAUUAGUAUAUUUUUAAAUGACCUGUAAUUCUUUAAUAAGAAAUGUAAUUGUAAUUCCAUUUGCAUUUUAUAUGCUGUUCCUUAUUUAUCAUGCAUGAACUCGUUUAUAUUUUAUUAUAUAAAUUUGAUUUUAUAUAUUAAGUAUUUUUUUACAAUAAUAUUUCGAUGUAAUCUGAUGUGAAAGGGUAACCUGUCUUUGCAUGUAAUAAUCAGAUCAUGAUGUUUGUUUUAAAGGAAACUACCUAGCUUGGGAACAACAUAGUUACACUUCUAAUGCAUUGUCUAGCGUUAUAUUGGUUGCACUGAAAGUAGCUUGACCAUCACAACAAGUGCUCCAACGUUACAUAUUAAGCUACAUAAUUCAUUGUGUAAGAUUGUGAUUUAGUAUUUAAUGGGGUGAAGCCAAUACUACACUACAAGAUGUGGCAGUAUAAUGUUAUGUCUUUGUAGUGUUAUAUUAUAUGAAUAAUAUGAUACACAUAUUAUGAUUACCCUAUAAAUAUUAUUAAAACACUUUAAAUCAAUGGGAAAGAAUGGCAUUAAUGUUAUUUUUGUUAAAAGGUUUUUUUCUGAAAAUAAAAACUUUCGAUUUUG